Molecule: messenger RNA, 1955 nt
Organism: Annulohypoxylon truncatum
Lineage: Eukaryota; Fungi; Ascomycota; Sordariomycetes; Xylariales; Hypoxylaceae
Product: FMN-dependent dehydrogenase-domain-containing protein
Exons: 2
Coding region: 406-1872 (488 amino acids)
Molecular function (GO): oxidoreductase activity
Source: RefSeq, a predicted model, not a curated record
CUCUUUAGACCUAUAGCACUAAUGCGUCAGUAACGCUAAACUAACAUGAUUAGCGACCAACCAAUCAUUAGGUAUUAUUUACUAAUGGAGAUUGUAUACAUAUAGACGUUUGGAAGCGUAGGCAACUUAUCGUAGUUGUGCAUCCCGCGGCGAGACAUCGUGAGAUGCCCUAACGCGGGGAAACGCGCACCCCGGACCGGACUAGCCGGAUCGCCGCGGGAUCGGGUAGGUGUGUGGGGAAGGCGCCCAUCUUCUCCAAGUUUCGGUAUUUUCAUUCAGCCGACCUCGAAAGGUGACAUGUAGGGUAUACGUAUAUAAUUAGUCGGCUAUUCCAGGGGUUUGAACAAGAAGUACCUAUGAAUAAAACCCCCCAACGCUAGGCAGGAGUCAGGUCGCUACGUGAACAUGGGCGACAGGGAAGCCGAAAAGCUGGUCAGCGUGGACGAGAUAUCCCAGCACCGUUCCCUCGACGACCUCUGGCUCGUCGUCGACAACGUAGUCUACGACCUCAGCGCCUUCGCAGAAGAGCACCCGGGAGGCGUGUCAGUACUCCUCCAGCACGCAGGUCGCGACGCAACAACCGCCUACUCCGAGGUCCACUCGCCAUCCCUAAUCAAAACUUCGCUGCCGGCAUCGAGUCGCAUAGGCAUGCUAGACAAGGCCACGGUGACGGAAGAAUGGGCCAAACCGCCGCCGCAGGCCAAGGGCCCGCCGGCGCAGAAGACGCCGGAUGCUAAACCGCCGCUAGAAAGCAUCGUCAACGCGCGCGACUUCGAGGUCGCGGCCGAGGCGAGCUUCACCGCGAAGGCGUGGGCUUUCGCCUCGUCGGCGGCGACGGAUUGCCUGACCAAGGACCGGAACGGGUCGGUGUACGACGAGAUCAUGCUCCGCCCGCGCGUGCUGCGGGACGUGGCGGAUGUGGAUCUGAGUACGACGAUGUUAGGGCAUCGUAUCAAGGCGCCGGUAUUCUGCGCCCCGACGUCGAUGGGCCGGAUCUUCCACCCCGAGGGCGAGCGCGAGAUAGGGAGGGGGUGUCAGCGCGUGGGCGUUCCGCAGUGUGUGUCGACGAGUUGCUCUUUCCCGCUCCCCGAGGUUAUGGACGCUGUCGAGGAGGAAGGGCAGAUAAUGGCUAAGGAGGGUGAUGGCGAAGCAGGUGUGGUUCCGGUGUUUUUCCAGUUAUACGUCGAUAAGAACCGGUCAAAAUCGGAGGCGCUGCUGAAGAUGGUGCGAGAACGCGGUGUUAAAGCUAUAUUCUUGACGAUCGACGCACCGGUUAUCGGAAAGAGGGAGGCGGACGAACGCGUUAAAUCCGACGAGAGUAUAAGGGCGCCUAUGUCCGGAGCGCAGGCUAAGAAUGAUAAAAAGGGAGGAGCAUUGGGAAGGCUGAUGGGCAAUUAUAUCGACGCUUCGCUGACUUGGGAUGAUGUGGCUUGGCUGCGGAAACAUGCCCCCGGUUUGCCUAUCGUGUUGAAGGGCAUCCAGACGUCGAUGGAUGCAGUCAAGGCCAUGGAGGUUGGUGUUGAGGCGAUAUAUAUCACAAAUCACGGCGGUAGGAGCUUGGAUACGGUGCCUGCGACGAUAUUAGUGUUGUUGGAAUUACAGAAGUGCUGUCCGCAAGUUUUCGAAAGGAUGGAGGUGUUUAUCGAUGGUGGUAUCACCAGGGGGACCGAUAUUUUCAAGGCCUUAUGUUUGGGUGCUAAGGCGGUAGGUAUUGGUCGAGGAUUUUUAUAUUCCCUGAAUUAUGGAAAGGAAGGGAUCGAACAUUUCGUCGAUAGUGAGUACAUCCCCAUGAGUUAUGAUAUGCGAUGGCAAGAUGAGAAAAAAGUAGGAAUGCUGACUGAUAUACCACCAAAGUACUUACGGACGAGUUGAAAGUUACGAUGCAGAUGUGUGGUAUCACUAGCCUUGAUCAAGUUCAUCCUGGGUUGCUACAUACAGGUGCUGUUGACCAGCUG